AGUGAGCACCCCUAAUUUCCCUGAUUUACUAUCGCUGUCAAUCACACCCAAUGGAAGCCAAUCAGAUAGCCGGGGACGGGCUGGCCGGGACGCAGAAGGAGGCGUCGCUGCGGGCGCUAAUGCUACGUACCGGAUACCAGCUGCUGCAGGAGAACGGGCAGCGGCGGUACGGCGGCCCCCCGCCCAGCUGGGACGGCCCCCCGCCGGAGAGAGGGAGCGAGAUCUUCGUGGGGAAACUCCCGCGAGAUCUGUUUGAAGACGAGCUGGUCCCACUGUGUGAGAAGUUCGGUAAGAUCUACGAGGUGAGGAUGAUGAUGGACUUUAACGGGAACAACCGAGGCUACGCCUUCGUCACCUUCUCCAACAAACUAGAGGCCAAAGCGGCGAUGAAGCAGCUCAACAACUACGAGAUCAGAAAUGGCCGCCUCCUCGGAGUCUGUGCCAGCGUGGAUAACUGCCGUCUGUUCGUGGGCGGGAUUCCCAAAACGAAGAAGCGUGGGGAGAUCCUGUCAGAGAUGAGGAAGGUCACCGACGGGGUCUUGGACGUCAUCGUGUAUCCGAGCGCUGCCGACAAAUCCAAGAACCGAGGAUUCGCCUUCGUGGAGUACGAGAGCCACCGAGCCGCCGCCAUGGCCCGACGCAAACUGCUGCCAG
Notothenia coriiceps (black rockcod) is the source of this 654-nucleotide messenger RNA. Its product is annotated as APOBEC1 complementation factor-like. NCBI's taxonomy places the organism in Eukaryota, Metazoa, Chordata, Actinopteri, Perciformes, Nototheniidae. The annotation marks the transcript as partial. The record is from RefSeq and is a predicted model, not a curated record. Gene Ontology annotation, molecular function: RNA binding. The transcript has 4 exons.